This is a messenger RNA of Syngnathus acus (greater pipefish), 1856 nucleotides long. RefSeq names its product UDP-glucuronosyltransferase 2A1-like. The transcript is spliced from 2 exons. The coding region runs from base 103 to 1677 and encodes 524 amino acids. The record is from RefSeq and is a predicted model, not a curated record. Gene Ontology annotation, molecular function: UDP-glycosyltransferase activity. Lineage: Eukaryota; Metazoa; Chordata; Actinopteri; Syngnathiformes; Syngnathidae.
AAAAGUGAAGCCGCCGAGUCCACCUCCUGCUGGCAGCGUCCAGUCAAUCGUCAGAGUCCGUCCUGUGCACGCACAAUCCCUCGCUCUCGUCGGGCCUCAGACAUGGCACUGCUGACUCUGGCGGCGCUACUUUGCGCAUUUGGCGGCGGAGCUGCGGGCGGCAAGAUCCUGGUCUUCCCCAUCGACGGCAGUCACUGGAUCAACAUGAAGGUUCUGAUCGAGGAGCUUCACGUCCAGGGCCACGACAUCACCGUGCUGCGAACCUACGACAGCUGGUACAUCAAACCCGAGUCGCACCUCUACAAGACCAUCACUCUGAAUUUCCCUGGUGGCUUCGAUGAGGUCAGCUUUGGCUCUUUUGUCACCCGGAUGCUCCACUUGAGGCGGGCCGGCGCUUCCCUGUGGAAGAAGCUGGCGCUAGAAUACGAGCUGGUCAACCAGUUCUACAACCUAAACCAGCAAACAGUGGACAUGAUGGCCAAGAUAUUUGAGGACCGGGAGAUGAUGCGGAACCUACAGGAAGCCAACUACGAGGUGGUUCUUGCUGACCCUGCGAUAGGUGGCGGUGUCCUCCUGGCUCACCGUCUGGGUCUCCCCCUGGUGUUGAACGUCCGCUGGACCGUCCAGGGUGAGGCGCAUCUGGCCAUCGCGCCCUCGCCCUUAUCUUACGUCCCCAUACCGGGAGCCAAGUUGACAGAUAAGAUGACGUUUGUCCAGCGUCUGCAGAACGUCAUGUACUACUUCUUCACGCGGUGGCAGAUUUGGUACGUGUCGGACGCCACCUACAAACCCUUUGUCCGCCGAUACUUUGGCCCGGAUAUGCACUACAUGGAGCUCUUCCAGUCGGCGGACAUCUGGCUGAUGAGGAACGACUUCACCUUUGAGUUCCCGCGGCCCACCAUGCCCAACGUGGUCUACAUGUCUGGCUUCCAGUGCAAGCCGGCCCGGCCGCUCCCUGCCGAGCUGGAGGACUUUGUGCAGAGUUCCGGGGAGCACGGGGUAAUAGUGAUGACUCUCGGGACCCUCGUGGCAGACCUCCCAGAAGACAUCACUGACGGAAUUGCCGCCGCCUUCGCCCAGCUCCCCCAGAAGGUGAUCUGGAGGCACCAGGGUAAGCGUCCAUCGACCCUGGGAAACAACACGCUGCUCCUGAACUGGCUCCCCCAGAAUGAUCUCCUAGGCCACGCUAAAACCCGAGUUUUUGUCGCGCAUGGCGGCACCAACGGCAUCCAGGAGGCUAUCUACCACGGCGUCCCCCUAGUGGGCCUCCCGCUCAUGUUUGACCAGCACGACAACUUAUUCCGGAUGGAGACCAGGGGAGUCGCCAAGGUGCUGGACAUCGCCACGGUCAACCGGGAGAACUUCCUGGAGGCGCUCCAAGCGGUUCUGCAUCAGCCGUCCUACGACGACAAGAUGCGGCGCCUGUCAGCUCUGCACCACGACCAGCCCAUCCCCGCUCUGAGCCGCGCCGUCUUCUGGAUCGAGUUCGUCAUGAGGCACAAAGGGGCGCCGCACCUGAGGACCGAUUCCUACAAGAUGUCCACCAUAGAGUACCACUGCCUGGACGUAGCGGCCUUCCUGAUAGCCGUGGCCUUAACCGUGGCCACCAUCAGCGGGAUGCUGCUCAAAUUCCUGUACCGAUGUUUGUUUUACCGAAGCAAGUUGAAAAAAGAAUGACGUUCUCACUCUGUUUUUAUCUCUGAACUCACUGUGUUCAUUUAUACAUUUUCAUUUGUCUUCUGGGUCAUUUUUACUCCUGCUUUCCUCCAAAAAAGGUCAUGUCAUUAAAACAAAACUCUCUGAUAGUCAAAUGUAAGUUGUGAAAAAAAAAAUCCAUUAAAACGUUUUUUUAAAUC